This is a messenger RNA of Marchantia polymorpha subsp. ruderalis, 2787 nucleotides long. The record is from the annotation of a GenBank genome assembly. NCBI's taxonomy places the organism in Eukaryota, Viridiplantae, Streptophyta, Marchantiopsida, Marchantiales, Marchantiaceae.
GCCGAAAGAAGAAUGCUCGCCCAAAGCAAGUUGAUGAGGCUCGGGACUUCUGGCGCGGAGCGCCUGGAGCCACUACGCACUACGCAUUUGAAAGUGCUCUUGAAGUGGAUCGGCUCCAGAUCUGGGACGAGUGACGCCGCCUUGGUCGUGCACACGUUCGAUAACGUUAGAAGAAGCGCCCAAGAAAAGGUGGAGGAAGUGAGGAAGUGAUUCAUUUGGCCAGUAGGCGCGGACGUGACAUCCGCCGCUAUGGAAAGCGAGAAAAGCGACAGUGACACGAGAUAUGUUCUCGGCAUCAUCGAGAACCGUGUGAAAGAGGUUGGCGUGGCUGCAUUGGAUUUAAGACGGGCUUCACUACAUCUGUCUCAGUUCAUAGAGACCAGCCGCUCCUAUCAGAAUAUUGUAACGCUGUUACAAUAUUUCGACCCAAAAGUGAUAAUAAUACCAAGCAAUAGUUCUGCGCCAGAUGGCAUGAUUGGUCUGACUGCGUUGCUCGAACGCUGCAGCAAUGCACGAAAGGUUGAACUUGUUCGGGGCUUCUUCGAUGACACGAAGGGUGCAACGAUGUUACAAAACGUUGCAGCGAAAGAAACAAGGGCGAUUUUCUCAGAGAAUUAUCACAAACAGUUCUAUCUUUGUCUUGGUGCCGCUGCAGCAGUCUUGAAGUGGAUCGAAGUUGAGCAUGGCUUUAUCAUAACCAAAAACUCGCUCCAGAUAACUUUCAACGGAUCAUUCGAUCAUAUGAGUAUUGAUGCGACAAGUAUUGAAAAUCUUGAGGUGAUCGAACCUCUUGUUCUUGACUCGAUCAAGCAGAAAAGAAAUAGAAGCAGCCUUUACAACAUGCUCAACACUACAAAGACCGUUGGCGGAGCUCGCCUCCUCAGAGCUAAUCUGUUACAGCCUUUGAAAGAUAUCGAAACAAUAACUACGCGUCUCGACUCUCUGGACGAGCUCACCAAUAAUGAGCAACUAUUCUUCGGCCUGUCAGACGUGAUUCAGAAAUUCCCCAAAGACACCGACCGCGUGCUUUGCAGCUUUUGCUUCAGGCAGAAGAAAGGCUCGGUUGAUACAACAGCUAGCACAAGAAGAAGCCAAGUUUUAGUAGCUGCGAUUAUUCUAUUGAAAGAAGCACUGGACCUACUGCCCCUUCUUUCAAAGGUUCUCCAGGAUGCCAAAAGUUCUCUGCUGUGCAAUAUUAGAGCUUCUCUUUCGUCAAAUUCGGCCUACAGUGUCCUCAAGGAAAGGAUAUCAGAAGUUAUCUCCGAUGAUGCCAUGCAUGCACGAUCUGCUUUUACCGCACGCACACAGCAGUGCUUUGCUGUAAAGUACGGGGUGGAUUGUAUGUUGGACCUCGCAAGAAAGUCGUUCUGCACGACCAGUGAAGCCAUCCACGAGCUCGGGAUCAAAUAUCAGAAAGAGUUUGAUAUGCCGAAAUUAAGGCUAGUCUACAACCAGCGACAGGGCUUUCACAUCGUUAUUUCAGAGUCGGAUCUGCAGCAGAAUUGUCUCCCAAAUGUAUUUCUCCAGGUCGUUAAAAGAGGGAAAAAUUUCUGCUGUUCAACUGACGAGUUGAUGUCGUUAAAUAGCAGAAAUCAGGAAGCUGCGGCAGAAUGCUACGUCCGGACAGAGCAAUGUUUAGAGGAUCUCAUCAAUUACAUAAGCGGGGACGUUCGCUCUCUAGCAUUACUCGCAGAGUCCUUGUCUCUGUUGGAUAUGAUGGUAAACUCGUUCGCAAAUACGAUAAUAACAAAACUGCCUGCGGUGUAUACUCGGCCCGAUUUCACAGAGAACGGUCCAAUUGCCAUUGAAGCUGGUCGGCAUCCCCUCCUAGAAAGCAUUCAGUUUGAGGAUUUCGUGCCGAAUAACACUUUCAUGUCGGAAGCUACCAACCUGGUCAUUAUCACAGGUCCAAAUAUGAGCGGAAAGAGUACACAUUUGCGGCAAGUAGCACUGAUAACGAUUAUGGCCCAUAUUGGGUGCUAUGUGCCUGCCGGCUUUGCUUCCUUCCGCAUCGUUGAUCACAUUUUCACUAGAAUCGGCACAGGCGAUAACCUCGAGCUCAACGCAAGCACAGUUACGUACAUCUCAAUCAAAUCUUGAAGAUUAUUCAGUAUUUUUAGACUUCUCUGGAGAAAUUAGCAACUUUUACAUCGAUGAGGUUAGUAGGCUAUGUUUGAUGUAUUUCGGGAUGAGACCUUCUAUAUAAAACCGAUAGCUCUUUAUUGUGGGUAAUCUCGAGAGUAGGGACCGUAUUUCGAAGAGUGUUAAAGAUAUGAUGCCAAUGGCGUAGGGGGGACCUUCACUUCCAAAGAUAUUGGAACUAUUUAGUUUCCUGUCUCGGGCAUCAGCUAAUGGAAUUCGUAACUAAAAACUUGAACAUCAUGCACGGCAAAUCAGUUCAUGACGGAAAUGAGGGAAACCUCAUUCAUUCUACAAAACAUAAGUGACAGAAGCCUGAUCCUUAUCGACGAGUUGGGGAGAGGAACUUCUACUUUGGAUGGUCUUGCUAUAGCUUGGAGUUGCAGCGAAUAUCUGCUAUCUUUGAAAGCUUACACGAUUUUUGCAACACACAUGGAAAGGCUGGCUGAAUUAUCCAGCAUAUACCCAAACGUAAAAACCUGUUACUUGUCAGUUGCUAUUACGGAUAAAAGACUUGAAUUCAAGUACGUGUUAAAGGAAGGACAUACAAGUUGUCCACACUAUGGACUUCUGCUGGCAGAAAUUUCUGGAUUUCCAGAUUCUGUGGUGGAAAAUGCUAGAAAAAUCACGGCAAAACUUCAAGAGAAG